This is a messenger RNA of Syngnathoides biaculeatus (alligator pipefish), 5580 nucleotides long. It is a transcript of the gene klb, whose product is annotated as klotho beta. Lineage: Eukaryota; Metazoa; Chordata; Actinopteri; Syngnathiformes; Syngnathidae. Gene Ontology annotation, biological process: fibroblast growth factor receptor signaling pathway; carbohydrate metabolic process. The transcript is spliced from 6 exons. Gene Ontology annotation, molecular function: hydrolase activity, hydrolyzing O-glycosyl compounds; fibroblast growth factor binding; fibroblast growth factor receptor binding. The coding region runs from base 238 to 3309 and encodes 1023 amino acids. The record is from RefSeq and is a predicted model, not a curated record.
CUGAUUGGUCAACCUUUACACGCGCGAACGCGAGGCGGGCGGGCGCGGCACGAGCGCACCGAGACGGAAGGCAGGAAAGCCUCGACGCGCCGACGAGGAUCAGGUCGCUUCGGAUUUUGCUCUCUCUUUUUCUCCCAACAUGGAUCAACUAUUGUUCCUCAAAGGAAGAAGUGAGACCGCGCACUACCUCGCCCUUCACUCCGUGUGGAUUUCCGGAGCGAGAUAGAGUCCUUCAGGAUGCCGGACGAUCCUCGGCGACCCGCGAUCCGGUGGCUCUUUCUCUCCUUGUGUUUGGCGACCAGUUGGCACCAAGCCGCUGGUUCUCUUGGCGACGGCAGACGGAUGUGGCAGAAGCCCAAGCCGGUCCCGGUCAGUCUGGAAGAGUCCUUCCUCCGCGAUACUUUCCCCCCAGGGUUCCUGUGGGGCGCCGGCACCUCCGCCUUCCAGACCGAAGGGUCCUGGGACCGGGACGGAAAGGGCGCGUCCGUCUGGGACAAGUUCACCCAGUGGAAGGCGGCCGACGUGGCCGCCGACAGCUUCGCUCGCUGGGAAGAGGACUUGCGGGCGCUGGAGUAUCUGGGGGUGAAGUCGUACUCCUUCUCCCUCUCGUGGCCCAGACUGUUCCCCGACGGCAGAGCGAGAGGUCCCCCCAGUCAACCCGCAGUGGAGCACUACAACCGCCUCAUAAACGGGCUUCUGCAAAAGCGAAUAGAACCCGUCGUCACCAUCCAUCACUGGGACCUGCCGCUGGUCCUGCAGGAGGUCUACGGAGGAUGGAAGAACGACUCGCUCGUCGGGUUCUUUGAGGACUACGCCGCCUUUUGUUUCCGCACGUUCGGGGACCGCGUUGGGUACUGGCUCACGAUGCACAACCCGUAUCUGGUGGCCGCACAGGGGUAUGGCGCCGGGGUGCACGCCCCCGGGGAAACCGGGGGGGACGCCGCCGCGCUUAUCGUGGCCCACAAUUUGAUCAGGGCGCACGCCAAAGCCUGGCACAUCUAUGAUGCCCACUACCGACCGGCCCAGAAGGGUCACGUGUCGAUUGUUUUGGGCUCCCACUGGGUGGAACCUCCCAAAGGCCAACAACCCAUCGCAGCCGCCGCCGCCGCCGCCGCCGUGGAUCUUUGUCAGCAGUCGAUGGAAGCUGUUCUGGGUUGGUUCGCCAACCCCAUCCUCGGCGACGGAGAUUAUCCGCCUUCCUUGAAAGUCAAGCACGGCGGCCUCCUGCCCGCGUUUUCUGCCGAGGAGAAGCUGCGGGUGAAGAACACGGCCGACUUCUUCGCCCUGUCCUUCGGGCCGAACGUCCUGCGUCUGGGUCGGAGCCUGCCUCACCUGGGCCAGAACGUGUCUCCGGACCUGAGGCGCGUGCUGGCCUGGAUCAAGCUGGAGUACGGCGACUUGCCGGUUCUGCUGGCCGAGGUCGGGUGGUUCUCCGAGGCCAGCGUCGGCAUAGAGGACACGGUGGCCCUUUACCUGAUGAAGAGAUUCAUCAACCAGGCAUUACAAGCCGUCAGGUGGGACGGAGUUCGGUUGCUCGGCUACACGGCGUGGUCGCUGCUGGACGGCUUCGAGUGGAACUACGGCUACUCGGUCCGCCGGGGCCUCUUCUACGUCGACUUCGCUCAUCCCGAGAGCGGCAGGACGCCCAAAACCAGCGCGCAGUUUUACCGGCGGGUUAUUGCCGACGACGGCUUCCCCCGAGCGGAGCCCUCCCCGGAGGUUGAAGGUCAUUUCCCGUGUGAUUUCCAAUGGGGAAUCGCCGACUCCACCUUGGAGGUCCGCUUUUUCCCCUUCUCCCCCCAGUUUACAGACCCCCACGUGUACAGCUGGAACCGGACAGGAGACGGAUCGUUGCGUGCGGUCCCGGGCUUGAAGCUCCACGCCAACCGUUCCCAGUGCACGGACUUCCUGGCCGUCCGUGAUCACGUGGCGCUGUUUGCCUCGACGGGGGCCACCCACUACCGCUUCGCACUCAACUGGUCUCUGAUUUUACCGCGCGGGGACCUCUCCGACGUCAACGUGGAAGCGCUCAGGUACUACCGCUGUGUGCUGAGCGAGCUGCAGAAACUGGACCUGGAGGCGACGGUUAUCCUCUACUACCCGACGCGCAAAGCUCCCAACCUGGGCCUGCCCGGCGCUCUGCACGCCUCGGGGGGGUGGCUCAACUCCAGCACCGCCGACGCCUUCCGGGACUACGCGGCGCUCUGCUACCGGGAGCUGGGCCCCCGCGUCCGCUACUGGAUCACCGUGAACGAGCCGAACAGGCUGACGGAUCUUUAUUCCGGCGGCGACCGGCGACGGCUGGCUGCCCGUCAUCUCCUCGCGGCUCACGCCAAGGCCUGGCGGCUCCACGAGCGGGAGUACGCCCGUCGGCGGGCGAGCCGGGCGUCGCUGGCGCUCCACGCCGACUGGGCCGAGCCGGCGAAUCCCUUCCUGCUGAAGUCGCACGCGGCGGCCGUCGAUAGAUUCCUCCUUUUUGAACUGGGUCGCUUCCUGGACCCGCUGCUGAGGCCCGGGUACGAGGGGGAGGGGGCCCUCCGAAUACCUUUUUCCAAAAGCGAGAGGGAGGAGCUCCGAGGGGCUUUGAGCUUCAUCGCGUUGAACCAUUUCACCACCCGCCUGGUCUCCCCCUUCCCCGAUAACGUCCGGCCGAAAGACGCGGGCGAGCGCGGCUGCCUCGUCCUCUCCGACCCCACCUGGCCCUCCUCCGGUCUGGGCCAAGCUCUCGUCCCCUGGGGGCUGCGAAAGGUCCUGACCUGGGUGACCGAGCGAUACGGGCCGGCUCUGCCCGUCGUCGUCACGGCGAGCGGGGUCGACGACCGGGAUCCGGUCCGCGAUGGCACCAGGCAGCACUAUCUCAAAAGUUACCUGCGCGAGGCCCUCAAAGCGCUGCGGUUGGAUGGCGUCAACCUGCGGGGUUUUUACGUGUGGAAGUUGCAGGACGAUCUCGCCCCCCAGUACGGUCUUUUCAGCUCGACCGAGCAGCAGUCCAAAGCGAAGGCCUCCGUCGACGUCUACAGACAAAUCAUCGCUCGCAACGGCUUCCCUCGAGACGCGGGCUCGAACCCGUGUCGCUCCACCGAGGCGCGGCCGCCGUGUUCGUUGUGCGCGUGGCUGUCCGAGAACAAGGCCCUGGCGGUCUUUGGCUGCUGCCUCGUGCUCACAGCUGUCAUCUUCGCCGUGCUGGCCUUCUCCGCCGUCGUCAACGGGAGGAAGUACAACGGGGGCCGGAGGAGGCGAGGAAGGGCCGCACUCGUGCACUCGUGCGGCGGGCCUGCUGUCAAGCGGACUCCUUGUGCCGUACAUUAGCGGAGGGGUUCUAAAACUGACCCCUGGGGUCCACCAGGUGUACCUCAAUUGACGGACCGCGAAUAUGGUGUUCCCCUGGGGGUUACGGUCGCUACGCCCCCCCCCCCCCCCCCGAAAAUGGAUGGAUAAUACACAUUGCUUACACUGGGGCGGCACGGCGCCGCAGCUGUAAAGCGUCGGCCUCACACUUCUGAGGACCAGGGUUCAAUCCCGUCCCUCCCUGUGUGGAGUUCGCAUGAUCUCCCCGUGCCUGCGUGGCUUUCCUCCGGGUGGGCGCAUGCCUCAAUUGAAGACUCAAAUUUGCCCCGAGGUGUGAUUGCGAGUGCGACUGUACGUCCGUCGCCACGUUUCAGGGUGUACCCCGCUUCUUGCCCGAUGAGAGCUGGGAUAGGCUCCAGCACUCGCCUUCACCCUUGUGAGGAGAAGCGGCUAAGAUCAAUAAUACAAACACGAUUCUCCUUCAGCUUGAGCAUUGUAUGUCCCAGCAAAUGUUUCUUCUUCUUUUUCUUUCGGCUUGUCCCGCUUAAAAAAAUGCAAAUAAAAAAAAAAAAUGCACAUGUUUAAGGGGAAGCAAUGCUUUUACAGGCCAACGUGUGAGGAAUUUACCGGGAGCUUUCAAAAGUACUGUAUACGUAAGCCGCUUCCGGUACCUUGACCAGCGAGAGCUUCAGACGCUCUGCCGCUAGAUGGCGUCAGCGAUCUUGACAACGUCCAACCAGCAUCAGUGCACCGGAUCUCCUCGCAGGAAGUACCCGUUGCGUUCAGGUGCGUUCAUGACGGAUGUUUUGUUACGGACAAAAACGAUCGGAAUCAGAAUCUGCAUUAAUGGCCAAGUACGGAACAACACACAAGGAGUUUGUCUCUGGUACCACCUUUGCUGAGUUCAAUCUUUUUGUUGGUUUCAGUCAGGGUCCUUUUUCUGAGCUGCUUAUCCUCACAAGGGUGAUGGGGAGUGCUGGAGCCAUUUUCAGCGGUCAUCGGGCAGUCCGCCAGCCAAUCACAGGGCACAUGGAGAUAGACAACGGUCACAAUCACACCUACGGGCAAUUUUGAGUCUCCAAUGAAUGCACGUUUUGGGAGUGUGGGAGGAAAAUUUUAAAAUUUAGUUCUCGAAUUUUGUUUAUCAAAAAUUGAACAGAAACAAGGCACGCUCUCUUCCGAUAAGUAUUCAAAAAAUUGAGUACCCCAAAAGAACUUUCUGUGUGGUUUUAUUUGAUUAAGUCUGUCAAAAAUAUUCUCUGAUAUCAUUGUUGUUACAUUUUUUUGCUUAAAAUAUUUAUACCAUUUACAGAAGGGAUGUGAAUACUUUUUUGUAAUUAUUAUUACAGCUUUUCAUCAAUUCUAAGAUUCCACUCGGAAUAGAACUUAUUACAAAGAGAAAGUCUUAAAAUCUGACCAUAAAUUCUGAUAGCUAAGGGGUUGGCCAAAUUCGAUUUUUAUAAAUCCAAGUGAUUGUAAUGUAAAUUUUGUAAAAGUGAUUUGUUCCUUUUAGUAAUAUAUGCAUUGUUCCAAAGAAUAGAAUUGUGUUGGAGGGGGGGGGAUGGUGUGAGUGACAUAAUUUUCAUGCUAACAAAGCUCGUUAAUAACCCAUCCAUCCAUUUUCUUUUUCCGCUUAUCCUCAUGAGGGUCGCGGGGAGUGCUGUAGCCUAUCCCAGCUGUCAACGGGCAGGAGGCGGGGUCCACCCUGAACUGGUUACCACCCAAUCGCAGCUUGUUGAUAAUAUUUUUGACAAAUUCAUUGGUAACUUUGAAACACGAUGUUGACAUAACAAUGGAAAGUGAAGCCCUCCUGCAAUCUUAAAUAUAUACUGUGGGAUAAAAUGCAAUAUGGCGGCACAGUGGAGCAGCUGGAAAGCCUUUGGCCUCACAGAUCUGAAGUCCCAGGUACAAUCCCGGCCCCGCCAGAGUGGAGUUUGCAUGUUCUCCCCGUGCCUGGGUGGGUUUUUCUCCGGGUGGGCACUCCGGUUUCCUCCCACAUCCCAAAAACAGGCAAUAAUAAUUAAUUCGACUGUCUAAAUUGUCCCGAGGUGUGAUUGUGAGUGCGGCUGUUUGUCUCCAUGAGCCCUACGAUUGGCUUGCAACCGGUUUAGGGUGCGCCCCGCCUCCUGCCCGUUGACAGCUGGGAUAGGCUCCAGUGCUGCCCCGCGACCCUCGUGAGGAUAAGCGGCUAAGAAAAUGGAUGGAUAGAUAGUUUUAAACCCAACAGUCGAGAACUCAUCCAUUAGUGAGAUAGUUAAUUUGUUGCUUAUCCUGUAGAAAUAAAGCAGUUUC